This is a messenger RNA of Staurois parvus, 386 nucleotides long. Lineage: Eukaryota; Metazoa; Chordata; Amphibia; Anura; Ranidae. The record is from the annotation of a GenBank genome assembly.
AUGCGGGGUCCGGGGAGAGCGGAUUAUAGUGAAUGCGGGGACGUCCGGUGAGAGAGCGGAUAUAGUGAAUGCGGGGUCCGGAGAGAGCGGAUAUAGUGAAUGCGGGGUCCGUGGAGAGCGGAUAUAGUGAAUGCUGGGUCCAGGGAGAGCGGAUAUAUUGAAUGCGGGGUCCGGGGAGAGCGGAUAUAGUGAAUGCGGGUCCGGGAGAGCGGAUAUAGUGAAUGCGGGGUCCGGGUAGAGCGGAUAUAGUGAAUGCGGGGUCCGGGGAGAGCGAUAUAGUGAAUGCGGGGUCCGGGGAGAGCGGAAAUAGUGAAAUGCGGGGUCCGGAGAGAGCGGAAAUAGUGAAUGCGGAUUCCGGCAGGUCUCUGUGUUCCGGCAGGUCUCUG